GGGGGCGGGGCGCUGGUCGCCGGCGCUCUGCUCGCGAUCAUGGAGGCGCCGGUCGGCUUGCUGUUGCUGCUGUGGCUCGGGGCUUUGGUCCCGGCUCCAGGCAGCGCCUCUUCGGAGGCUCCGCCGCUGGUCAACGAAGAUGUGAAGCGCACGGUGGACCUGAGCAGCCACCUGGCCAAGGUGACGGCUGAGGUGGUCCUGGCGCACCCGGGCGGCGGCUCCACGUCUCGAGCCAGCUCGUUCGUCCUGGCCCUGGAGCCGGAACUCGAGUCGCGCCUGGCGCACCUCGGCGUGCAGGUAAAGGGAGAAGAUGAGGAAGACAGUAACCUAGAAGUACGGGAAACCAAAAUGAAGGGGAAAAGUGGGAGAUUUUUCACGGUCAAGCUUCCAGUUGCUCUUGAUCCUGGGUCCAAGAUCUUGGUUGUUGUGGAAACUGUCUACACCCACGUGCUUCAUCCAUAUCCGACUCAGAUAACUCAGUCAGAGAAACAGUUUGUGGUAUUUGAGGGCAACCAUUAUUUCUAUUCUCCCUAUCCAACAAAGACCCAAACCAUGAGAGUGAAACUUGCCUCCCGAAAUGUAGAAAGCUACACCAAGUUGGGGAACCCCACACGAUCUGAAGACGUCUUGGAUUAUGGACCUUUCAAAGACAUCCCUGCCUACAGUCAGGAUACUUUUAAAGUACACUAUGAAAACAACAGCCCUUUCCUGACCAUCACCAGUAUGACUCGGGUCAUUGAGGUUUCUCACUGGGGUAAUAUUGCUGUGGAAGAGAAUGUGGACUUAAAGCACACAGGCGCAGUGCUGAAGGGGCCUUUCUCCCGCUAUGAUUACCAGAGACAGCCCGACAGUGGUAUUUCCUCCAUCCGUUCUUUUAAGACCAUCCUUCCUGCUGCUGCCCAGGAUGUGUAUUACCGCGAUGAGAUUGGUAAUGUUUCCACCAGCCACCUCCUUAUUUUGGAUGACUCUGUGGAAAUGGAAAUCCGGCCUCGAUUUCCUCUCUUUGGUGGGUGGAAGACACACUACAUUGUUGGCUACAACCUCCCAAGCUAUGAAUACCUCUAUAAUCUGGGUGAUCAGUAUGCACUGAAGAUGCGGUUUGUGGACCACGUGUUUGAUGAGCAAGUGAUAGAUUCUCUGACAGUGAAGAUCAUCUUGCCUGAGGGAGCCAAGAACAUCCAGGUAGACAGUCCCUAUGACAUUAGCCGUGCCGCAGAUGAGCUUCACUACACCUACCUAGACACAUUCGGCCGCCCGGUGAUUGUUGCCUACAAGAAAAAUCUGGUUGAACAGCACAUUCAAGACAUUGUUGUGCACUACACCUUCAACAAGGUGCUCAUGCUGCAGGAGCCCCUGCUGGUCGUGGCUGCCUUCUACAUUUUGUUCUUCACCGUCAUCGUCUACGUCCGUCUGGACUUUUCCAUCACCAAGGAUCCAGCUGCAGAAGCCAGGAUGAAAGUGGCCUGUAUCACAGAGCAGGUAUUGACCCUGGUCAACAAGAGGUUAGGCCUCUACCGUCACUUUGACGAGACCAUCAAUAAGUACAAGCAGUCCCGGGAUGUCUCUGCCCUCAAUAGUGGCAAGAAGAGUCUGGAGACAGAGCACAAAGCUGUGACCAGUGAGAUUGCUGUGCUGCAGUCCAGGCUGAAGACGGAAGGCUCUGACCUGUGUGACAGAGUGAGCGAGAUGCAAAAGUUGGAUGCGCAGGUCAAGGAGCUGGUGCUGAAGUCGGCAGUGGAAGCAGAGAGGCUGGUGGCUGGCAAGCUCAAGAAGGAUACGUACAUCGAGAAUGAAAAGCUCAGCUCGGGAAAACGCCAGGAGCUGGUCACCAAGAUUGAUCACAUCCUGGAUGCUCUGUAGCUCAUGUCUCCAGGGCAGGCCCAAGUUGCCUACAACUCAGAUGCAGUCAUAAGUAGAAGGAGGAGACGGUGGUUAUCAAAAGACCUCAAGAAGGAAAAACCAAGGCCCUACCCACAGAGGUCUGAGAAACUUGUCCCUUAUUUCUGAAUGGGUCCCUUUUAUAAAAAAACAAAACAAAAUCCUAAACAAAAAUCCUGUAUAAAAACCAAAUAUGGUUGUGUUUUGAACAAAGGCAUUUUCAGUAGUCGAUUUAGUUUGUUCUGAUGCCUGGGGUUUUUUCCAUCCGUAAGUCCUGUUUUAUGCCUUUCUAAUUCCUAAUGUUGGGUUCUUUUGUGAGUGUAUGCAUGUUUUUUUUUUUAAGUGUGUAUGACCAAAUGAAAAUAAAGGAGGGGCUGUAAACAUUU
Myodes glareolus (Bank vole) is the source of this 2264-nucleotide messenger RNA. RefSeq names its product ribophorin I (gene Rpn1). Lineage: Eukaryota; Metazoa; Chordata; Mammalia; Rodentia; Cricetidae. The record is from RefSeq and is a predicted model, not a curated record. Gene Ontology annotation, cellular component: oligosaccharyltransferase complex; membrane.